Messenger RNA from Aspergillus terreus NIH2624, 519 nucleotides. RefSeq lists its product as uncharacterized. The coding region runs from base 1 to 519 and encodes 172 amino acids. The record is from RefSeq and is a predicted model, not a curated record. Lineage: Eukaryota; Fungi; Ascomycota; Eurotiomycetes; Eurotiales; Aspergillaceae. The transcript has a single exon.
AUGGCAUCAGUCCCUCUCAGCUUCGGUGGUGCCGUCAAUAUCGCGGUGCGGAAAGUUAGAGAGGAUUAUCCUAAAGCCCAGCUCUUAGUAGCUUUAGCUACCACGCCAAAUGAUCAAUAUGUGGAUUCUCCUCGGGGGUUUUCGCACUUGAAAGUUGUGUUUAACGACGGUGGCAGUGGCUCAGUGAUAAUAGAAUCGACAGUCUGGGGGGAAUUCGGUCCUUCUGUGCAUAUUGACAGUCCUAUCCUUGGAAAUGCUGUUAUCCCGUGGCCUGUUCAGAUGGAUGCCCCUGAGGCAGACACGCUUCUAAAAGAUGCUGGUUAUACUCUGCCGUAUAACAGCUUGGCUUUGCACCAACCCGUUUACCCAGGCAUGAAUGAGCCAUACUAUGAUUUUAAUUUGAAAGAUGAGGGGAGUGUUUUUGUCGGCACCAGCACUCAUAAAGUUUUUCCACCUGGUCGGGAGACAUCGGCAAAGGUGGAAAGUUCUCUGAAGCAGCUCAGGACCCUCGGCGAAUAG